GUCCCGUCCCACUCGAGUUACCCCACACUCACACCGUCUGCCGUUCAUCGCGGCUCCAGAAACCUGGGAAGAUGGCGUUGAGUGGAGAUAACUCUACACACAGUGGGUUUCUUACCGAUCAGAGCCGGUCUCUGAGCUGCAAGUGGACACAGAAAUAAUUACGAGGGUUACAAUCCAGAAAUAAUAAAAAGUAGUGGUGCAAUAUUUUCACUUAACUUUUCCCUGUCAGAAAAGUACAAGGGUUAUCACUAAUACACAUUCUCAAAGUGUUAGGUUGGAAGUGAGUACUAUCCAUAUUACUAGGGUAAUAAGACCUGACGAAGCUUGUUUUGGAAUUCAGAGCUCCAUGUAUACUUGUUGAACUAUUAAGAUAGAUAGUAUCUGUUUCAUAUUCAGGGUUCUAAGUAAACGUUUGAGGGCGUUGGCAUCUUGUUCUCACCGCAAUAAUUAACGUAGGAUAUGUGUUGGUACCAAGAUCGGUAACAUGAUCGUCACGGUGCGCUUUUCGCGUCCGGCGUCGCCAUGCGUCGGCAUUAUAAAUCGCGGCCCAUAAAAACUUCGGUCGACCCUUUCCGUGGCCGCAAUCCCCGCCGGUGAAGUUUUUCUGUCUUUCUUUAUAUAGAAUUCUUGUCUCUGUAGCUAAGCCUUUAGCCCCUACUACUUGCUCUUAGAGUCUUCCAGCAUUGACAACUUCGCCAACGGAACCCCUAGGCUAUUCCCUCCCGGCCAUGACAGAUCCAAGCCCAAUGCAGUCCGGCCUCAGACCGCAAUUAGACCACGUGGCUACGAAUGCCUCUUCGCCGAGUCGUAGGAGCAUUCGUAGGCUUGACAGUGGUCUAAACCAUUUCGCAGAACUCGUCCAAAAUAUCAGUAAUCAAGAUAUAGAAGCCAGGUAUAAAGUAGAAGAGGAAGACAACAGAGUGCCAACAGACGAUACGCCAGACCCGAGCCAGUUCCAAGGUUCUGAAGGGAGAACGAUCAUAUCAUGGGAGGUCAACGACAAAGAAAACCCUUACAAUUGGUCUCUAGGGCGGAAGACCUUCAUUGUUACAUCGUCAAUGGCUACUGUUGCCAAUAGCACCUUAGGUAGUUCUCUACCAAGCAUGGCUAUCCCUUAUAUGACAAAGGAAUGGGGAGUUACUGCUCAAGCACAAUUUGUCCUUCCAAUAUCCAUGUACCUUCUGGGUUAUGUAUUUGGGCCGAUUUUCUGGGGGCCGCUAAGCGAACAUAUCGGACGCCGAAAUAUCUCUACAGGAUGUUUCAUAAUGUACAUAAUCUGGACUCUCGCCUGUGCCCUCGCUCCGAACUGGCCGGCGAUGCUUGUAUUUCGAUUUUUUGUAGGAGCAUGUGCCAGCGCGCCGAUCGCAGUAGUCAGUGGAAUUCUGGCAGACUUGUUUAAUGAUACAGUCACACGUGGUCGAGCUAUGGCAUGCUUCAUGGCCAUGACUGCCCUGGGACCCCUAUUAGCUCCGAUCAUAUCCGGUUUCUGCUCGACAAGUAUUGGCUGGCGAUGGACCUUCUGGAUCGGCCUCAUUAUUGCAGGAGUAACGUUAAUAAUGGCAUUCUUCCUCCCCGAGACUUAUGCACCAGUUCUUCUCAGCCAAAGAGCAGCAAAAAUUCGAAAGGCAGACCCUAAAGCCCAGGUUUACUCCGCUUCAGAGCUUGAGCCCCAUGACUUUAAACAGUUGCUCACCAGGGUCCUAACACGGCCCAUCCGUAUGAUUUUAACCGAGCUUAUUGUGACAGCAACGUGUCUCUACCUUUCCCUAGUCUACACAAUCUUUUACAUGUCAUUUCAAGCGUUCCCAAUCAUUUUUCAGAAUAUAUAUGGCCUAUCUCCGGGAGUCACUGGUUUAUGUUACCUGCCCAUUGGUGUCGGUGCACUUCUUGCGGUUCCUGUAUUCUUCGGGUAUGACCGUAUAAUUCUUAACGCCAAAGCCCGUGGUACUCCAUGGUCAAAGAUAGAGGAGUAUCGUCGGGUCCCACUGGCAUGUCUGGGGGGACCUUUAUUUGCCAUAUCCUUAUUCUGGCUCGGAUGGUCAUCACGAUCGAAUGUGCCGUUUGUUGUGCCAAUGCUAGCCGGUAUUCCUUUCGGUGGAGGUUAUAUGUUGAUAUUCAUGGCUUUGUUGAACUACCUCACAGAUGCUUAUGAGAUUUUCGCAGCGAGCGCCAAUGCGGCUGCUAGCUCAUGCCGCUCUGUAUUCGCAGUUAUUCUUCCACUCGCUACAACACCUAUGUUCGCACGGCUAGGAGUUAGUGGGGCCUGUAGUUUACUCGGGGGGUUGAGUCUACUCAUGUCCAUCAUACCUUUCAUCUUCAUCUGGAAGGGUGAGGAUAUUCGAGCAAGGUCCAAGUUCUGUAUCGCAUUGAAAGAGCGAAAGCUUGAGAUGGAGCGGAAGAAUAAGGAGGAGAGGCAGAAGAAAGCCAGGGUUGUUGGUAAUAACGGUGCUAUAGAUGAGAAGGAGAUUGAAGUCUAAGCACAGGAGGCAUACAGCUAAUACAGGUAGGUAUAGUGUGUUAAUAAUGAUAAUAAUAAUAUAUU
Molecule: messenger RNA, 2542 nt
Organism: Daldinia decipiens
Lineage: Eukaryota; Fungi; Ascomycota; Sordariomycetes; Xylariales; Hypoxylaceae
Product: MFS general substrate transporter
Exons: 5
Coding region: 729-2477 (582 amino acids)
Biological process (GO): transmembrane transport
Molecular function (GO): transmembrane transporter activity
Source: RefSeq, a predicted model, not a curated record